AUGAAGGAUAGACGUGGUGUGGAUAGAGGGUUCUGCAAGGAAUGUGGAGAAUCAGAAUGUGCAGAGUACGAGUUGCCUCCUGAUGAACGCAAAAUUGAAUGCCACUACUGCUCCUGCUCACCAGUCAAGCAUGUAAAAAAGGAGACAACUCAGAAUUCAAGCAGUGGAACUCAUCAUCAUGACUUCCUCCAGCAUGAAAAGGCCGUUGAGUCCAAUCCACAAGGAAGGAUCUCUGAUGAGAAGGGAGAAACCUCAUCAGACCCAGUCCUGGCGAUGGCGAGUGCUCUCAAUGGCCAAUCAACUGGACCCGAUUUCAUGGAUGCAACUCAAGAAGACUCACUCUCAGAUCAUCAUGUCUCAUUCAGCCAUUCUGCAAGUGUUGAUCCAUCGAGUCCUUUAUGCUCACCUCCAGUGCAUCAGGAUACAUUUAGUGAAAGUCCAGUCACCACUCUCCUAAAACAUAACAUCAAAGAAAUGGUGGAGACAGACAGGAUAGACAACAAGUGCCAGCCGCUACAGGUAGCAUGCCUGGGUAGGCCCUUUCGAUUGGGAUGUCUAUACGAUCGUGGAACAGAUAGACUUAUAUCAGGCAUCAUGCUCUGGAGUGAGGAGGAGCUUCGGAGGAGAUUGAAAGUGUCUACGCUGGAAUUAUUGGAUUCAGAGGUCAUUGUGGAGGAUAGCAUCUCAGGCAAGGCUGCCAUCCUGGAUGUGGACGCCAGUCUCGAGCUUAGCUUCCUCAGUGGCCUCGUCAACAUCUCAGGUUGGCCGUCAUAA
Darwinula stevensoni is the source of this 774-nucleotide messenger RNA. The record is from the annotation of a GenBank genome assembly. NCBI's taxonomy places the organism in Eukaryota, Metazoa, Arthropoda, Ostracoda, Podocopida, Darwinulidae.